AUGCCAUUACCCACAGCGUCCUUCUUGCUAGGACUGGUUGUACUCGGCUACCUUUUCACCUUUGUUGUCUUCGCCGUCCUACGAAUCCUUACUGGAGUGUCUAUACAACGUGUGGGAUACUCUGGUUUUCGACGUGUGUCCUUCAGUCCACGUCCCGGGCUGCGAAUCCAUGUCCGCGGACUCGGAUUGUCAUUGCACAGGCCGACCUUUGCCUUGCCAACAUGGUGUAGUCUGGUCGUGACAGAGCUUGCGGUCACCGUUGAUCUCAAGGCGAUAUCCUCAGGGAAGCCAAGCAAGCCAAGAGACGUCAAGAAGGAGGGUAAUGGCGCACCACGGAAGUCGAAGGCGGAGCAGGAGGCUGAAGAAGGUCAUGGCAAGCUCUGGCGGAAGUUGAUGGACGUGAAGGAAAGGAUCAAGAGACUGCAUAGCAAGAUCAACUACAUCCGACUGGUUGAUCUGGUCGCAAUAGAGACAAGUGUCAACGUGGUUGGAGUCGGAAGCAUUGAGCUUGAGAGAUUGACUCUUUCCGUGGACACGCGGAGCAAGACUGUAGACCGCAGCAGGCUUUUCCAGCAUCACAAGACGAAGCCAGAGAGUCAGGCACCAGCAGAGUGGAAAUGUGUGGUUCGCAGUAUCCUCUUCACGGCAGACGGUCGCGAGUCAAGCGAGUUACUGGACUACUGUGCUCUCAACAUACAUGGCAUGCUGCAUAAUGAGCUGCAGGGACUCCGCGACGCAUCGAUCGCUCUCAAGCUUGGGCGGCUCAAUGUGCCAUAUGAUGACAUCGAACAUGCCAAGAAGUGUGCUGAUUUGCUUCGUGGCAAGUACGCACAGCCGCACGCUGAGCAUGCUAAUGGCGAUCUCGUCCUCACGCACGCUCUCAAAGAGCUCCAGAAGCCUGGCAGUCAUGACGAAGACCUUGUGCGCACCGUCUCGGACUCCCGUGCCUUCGUUGCAUCAAUAUUGCGCGGCAUACAGGAAGUGCAGUUCGCAGUCAGCUUUUUCGGUCUGUCGCAGAAACUUGCUGUCAAAGGCCAUUCGGACAAGGAUGUGUACCUCAAUCUCGCCAUGAAGGAGGUCGGCCUAGAUGUCUUGCGGCUCGAUCCGAAAAGUCCAGCUCAUCGCAUGUACUUCUCCACCAAAGAUGUCGCUCACCAGGGUCUGGUCACUGCAAUAGCUAUCUCCGCUGGCAUCGAUGACGGCCACGAGCAUCCGGAGCGGAUGGUUUAUAUCCCUAUGGUCACAGCCACAGUCAAGACAACUUUGCCCUCUCGGACAAUUCACUACAACAAGGAGAAUAAUGCAAAAGACCGCAACACCAAUAUGCUGUACGCCAACUUCGUCUGUACCUCGCCAUCUGUCGACCUCGAUCCAAAACACUUGCCGCUCGUACGCGACAUAUUGAAACGAAGAACGAGCUCCAAGUCACCUCCUCCGCACGCACGUUCGAACCGCCACAAUCUCGUCUCACAGCUCCUACCCAAGGCCCAUGUCAAGCUUUCUAUACAGGAGCCCGUCAUCCGUGUGUCAUUGCCUCCAAUGGACAAGGCCAAUACCGGUGAAGAGGACUUCGACCUGCUCAUCUCGUCCAUGUCCUCAAUGGCUUUCGAUCUCGAGUCUUCUCAUGCUGCAGAAGAAGGUGUACGCUACAGUUUCGCUACUCAAUACCGGCACACUCGGCAUCAUCUAUACUACCAGACUGUAGCUGGGGAGCGUCACGAUCUCAUGCAGAGUGAUACUGUGGAAGUUCAGGUUGAUGUCAAUGCCAUACCCGAGCCAUCUGUGACUGCCAAUGCUCAAUUUCGCACCCUGUCGUUAUUCCUGGUACGACCCGACAUUUGUGCAGGUGUUCGCCAGAUAGUACGGCAGCUUCGGAAGAACGUACUCGCGCGUCCAGAAUGUGAUCCGAAGAAGACAGCAAGCUUUCUACGUACCCUGCCGCCAUGGUUGGACUCAUGCCGCAUGGAGGGCACCGACUUCAGUCUCGAGCUGGCAGGUGUGGAUGAUCAGGUCUCCAAGGACACUAGAGGCUUCGCAUUGCAGCUCGAGUCAUGGAACACAGACUACAAAGCCCAUAGAGAGAAUAUUGUUGAACCGAUCAAACGUCGGAGAUCCUUUAGCAAAGACACUUCCGACAGGGAUCGUCCAUCCUCCCGACAAGCAUCGCCUCGUAGGAGAUACCAAAGUUUUGCCGAUGGUCGACGGCUCACUGUACAUGUCCAGAACCUGGAGGGUUUAAUUGUGGACUCCGUGGAGGCUGCUGAGCCCGAACAAUUCCUAUCCUUGCCUCGAUUCGAGGUUGCCUUCUCAACCACUACCGACUCGAACGGCCCAAUAUUCCACAUCAACUCACAUGCAAAGAGCUUACUACUGCAGUAUUCUCUGUACCAUCAUUUUGCUAUGGGAGUGGCAGUCAUGGUCAUCAAGAAGACCUUCCUGGAGCACGUCAAGGAAGAUGAAAAGCGACCAGCUCCGGUCAGAAGACAGCCUAGCUUGACAGUACCUGGUAGUCCAUUGUCCGAUUCGGAAGAACUGGACGAGCUUGCCAGGACCGAGCUCACAACGAUUGACUUCAAGGCCAAGCUUGUUCAGAUCAAAGCACGCAUGCCCGCCGAUCCGCCGAUGAUGUUGCAAUUAUGCGGCAUCGAGACCGGAAGGCAUCGGUGGUCGAACCCGUUCAUGCGAUGCCGAAUGGCACGAAUGUAUGCACGCGCACCAAGGACGAAGCAGGUGUGGAGCAGAGUUGUCGGCACGAGGAACUUGCGCGCUGAUCUGCGUGACAUCAAGCGAAAGGCUGGCAGAGACUUCGCGACCGAGAGGUCAUUCGACAUCGUCGCUGAUAACGUUCGGUUCUCUGUACCACACUCACUCAUAGUGCAUAGCAUAUUCGACAAUAUCACAAACAUUAUAAAGACCUCCAAGCAGCUACAACACCAUUUUGUCACUGGCACAAACGAGUAUGUGCUCACGAAAGAACCAGAAAAACCGAAGCACGUGCCUCGGAUCACACUGCGUACGAAGCAGCUACUACUUAAUGUCGAGGACAGUGGCUUCGAGUGGAAGCUAGGUGCGAUAUAUCGCACCGGGCUACAAGAGCAGAAGCAAAGACUCGCUCGCGAGGAAGCAUUCCGACUCAAGGAGAAACGACUCUCGCGGACAGCAGCACGAGGGAGCUCCCGUUUCCGAGCACAGUCUGCUCACCUAGGCAAUCGUUCACGAUCACGAAACCGCACGCCUACGCCCAACACUGGCAAGCAGCGCAGUCACAGCGGUCAGGCCACCUCGCGAGCCACCUCAAAAGAUAGGCAUCGCCACGGCCGACACGCACUGCGCUAUGAUGCAGAUGGAAGGUGUGGCAUAAGCGACUCCUCUCAACUAAGUAUUGAACGCGCACGGGAGAAGUUGCAAUUGCUGAAUUCACAGUCCUGGAAGAACAGAAUAGAUCGUGUUCUGCAAUUCCAGACUCAUGCUAUCAAGGAAAUUCGAGACCUGAUGCUAGGCGCGGAUGAUAUCGAGGAGGAGGCCGAAAAUCAAGAGUCAAUCUUGGCUUUGAACCAGCGGCCGGGUUUGAUGACCGCGAUCAUUAGCGAGCUCAACUUGACGGUCGACAAACCCUCCUUCCCCUUGGAGGACUAUCCGAAAUUUCUUCAUGACAUUGGCAAAGGCAUGCCGUAUGACAUGAUUUAUGGCCUCCUCUUACCAAUGAAUCUACAUCUCACCAUGGGCGAACUUCGAUUUCAGCUCCGAGACUAUCCACUGCCGCUGCUUCACGUCCCUAUGCUCGCGAAUGGCCAAUCGCCACGCCUCCCUACGUUAGCAUUACGCACAGACUUCGUGAUCGCCGAAGAGUUCAGAGACAUCGAGUCGCAGCGAUCUGUCAAGGUUGAAGUAGUUCCUACUAGCAAGAUGAACGCUGGAGCUGAUGCGUACGCUAUCGAUGUACGACGCACCAUUUCCGCGGUGAAGACGUACUCGGACAUGAAAUUUGAGAUACAUACGAGCAACCCGACAAAAAUCACAUGGGGCACUUCAUAUCAGCCGGCAAUUCAAGAUACAAUGCAAGUCAUUGAAGGAUUCACUAAGCCUCCGUAUGACCCUUCCGAUCGCGUCGGCUUCUGGGACAAGAUCAGGCUGAGCUUCCACUCUCGAGUCAAUGUAGCAUGGAAAGGUGAUGGAGACCUGCACCUCAUCCUCAAGGGCACUCGGGAUCCGUACACGGUCACUGGAAACGGUGCUGGGCUGGUCAUGGUCUGGCGGAAUGAUGUACGAUGGAAUGUGGCACAGAACAAAGAUGGUCGAAAGUUCAUGACGGUCGAUAGUGGUGACUACAUUCUCGCGGUACCCGACUUCAAUAGCUAUGCUCGGAGAUCUCAAGAGAAUGGUGCUGAGAUGGACGGUACUUCCUCGACUUCCAGCUACAAGAGAGAUGCUAUCUUCCGUAAGGUGGUCAUGAAACUGUCCGGUAAGGUGCAAUGGCUUGCGGGACUCGUGUUCGAACGAGAUACAACCGACGGUAAGCGUCUGUUUGACUUUAAGCCGCACUACGACGUCGUCCUCAAGCACCCAGAUUUUGCCAAAGCUAGUCCGGGAGAAAACUACGAUGCCUACCGUGGCUUUCGGAGCGAUCACAUCCACAUGUCGAUCGCUGUGAUCGCACCGCAUGGUCGAGACUGGUCGGUCACGAAUUCAACACCGUCGGACAAUUACAAUGCAGUGCACCUUACCCCGAAGUUCUUUUCCCAUUUCUUCAGCUGGUGGAGCAUGUUCUCUGGCAUCAUGUCUCUGCCAGUAAGGCAAGGGCCACUUUGGGGUGCCAUGCAAAAGAAGAGCAAGAAGUUCGGGCGCCACAUUGCAACUAUCAAGUACAAUUUACUUCUAUCGCCACUAUACAUCAGCCAUGUCUACAAGCACAAAGAGGCGGAAGACUACAAAGGCAGUACCGUGUCUGCCACUGGUCUAAAGAUGAAGCUCAAUAGCUUCAUGCUCGACCUGCAUCAGCGCCGAGAGCACUUCGACAUCAAGGACUCAGAAGGCACCAUCACCAAGAAGACAAGUGCGAUGCGCAUCAACCAGGCACAACUUGACUUCAUCCAUGCUGAUCUGCGUGCACUAUCCGCGAGCAUUGCCGGCACGAGUUCAGACGAUAUCGACAAGGCUGAUGAUGACCUGCUAGCAUCGCUGCAGGGCCAAAGUGAUACCGUUGACAUGUCCAAGUUCGACAUACCAGACAAUGACUUCGGCUGGAUCGACAUGGACGACUUUGUCGAGCUUGACUGGAUCCUACCAGCAGAGUCUGACCCUGAAACCAAGAUCCUACCUUUGGGCUUCGCACCACGAUUCACGUACUUCCGCCAGACAGAUCAUGGCGGUACGAUAGCUGGUGAUCCGUCCAGGACUAGUCCCUUUGGAGACGAGCCGACACAUUACUGCAACAUGUCUACAAAGGCCGACCCUCGCCGAGUGCAGGUAGACCUCAUUGAGCAUAGGCUAGACACACUUCGUGAGCAAAGGGAGCACAACGAGCGUGCAAUAGGUGAUCAAGAAUUGAAGCUCGCCCAGACGGGUGCAAGCAACAAGCACACGCUCCAGCAGAUUGAGAAGAAGCUUGGUGUAUUGCGUAGUCACAGUGAGCACAUUCAGAAGAAGCGAGGAUUCCUCGAGAACAUGCUGGCAACACUCAUGCACCGUCUCGAGCACAAUGACCCUGCAGUUGUGCCCGAGCUCGAGACUAGCGAAGCCUUCUUCGACCACCACGAGAAUGCUCCCGAACAGACAGACGAGUACGCAAAGAUGGACACUGCGCCCCUCGCGGACUACAAUAGCGACUUCAACAACCGAUUUGUUGUUCAUAACGCACAGAUCAAAUGGAAUAAUCCCUUGCGUAACAUCAUCUUGCGCUACAUCCAUCAAAACAGUCAGCGCCGAGGGUUCGUAUACUACAUGUCACGACGAGCUAUCAAAUUCAUCUUGGAUGUUCUGGAAGGGCGGGAAAAGUCCGACAAUUCUACGCCUUCUGGGAGAAGACACUCACAGCUUACACAGCUAAGCGCUUUAUCGCCAGGCGUUGAUGACGAGCAGACCGUGGAAGACCGAAUCGAGCAGAUCUUGAAGGAUGGGAGGAAUUUUGUUAAUGCAGAUGAGCCAAUGGUGGAGCAAGAGUUCACGAAGAAUGUCAGAGGCGACGGCCCGAACGACAAUAUCGCCCAAGAAUACACGCGUCUUAACGUCUACCACUUCCGUCUCAUUGCACCACAAGUGCAGCUGCAAAGCGAGAAGAACCCAAAGUCCGUGGUGCUGGUGACCGCGAAGGGCAUGCAGCUGAAGAUUGUACAGAUCAUGGAUAAGGACAAUGUCAAUGACGAUGUAAGCGGACUGGUCCAGCGUCGCUUCACGGCUGCGGCAGAUAAUCUGCAGAUGUUCGUGACGAGCACGAAGACUUUCUCGACCGAGUUCUUCCACAUGUACUCGGCCAAUCUUUAUGGCGCGAAGGCUGGUACGCAAUGGCCACCGUGGGUGCCGAUGGAAAUCAUGUUUGAGUAUGUGACCAAUCCUUAUGGCUUCAACCGGGUCGUUGAGCGUACUUCUGCGAGUCUGCGAUACGACAAGUAUAACAAUCUUCGCCUCAAAUACACUGACGACGUCGCUGGCGAAGACCGCAAGCGAACAAAGACUGAAGAAGACAACGAAGAGCGGAUGGACCAUGUAUGGCUCGUAUUUCCAUAUUUGCGAGCCAUGUGCGACUCGGCGCAAUACUACGCUAUGUACAUUAUCGUGAUGGAUCUGCUGCUCUACAACGAGCCACUGGAGAAGACCCGAAGCGAGCGACUGGAGAAGAUUAUGCUUGCUUCCGACUUCAGCGAUUUGACUGGUGCGCCUCAAAUGGUGCAGAUGCUGCAGGAACGCAUACGACAGCUCGAGGAGAUCAAGAUGCACUUUCAGAUCAACGAAAGAUUCCUUGACCGUCAAGGCUGGAAGGAUCGGAUCUCCAUGGAUCAGGACCUGGCGAGCUGUGAAGACGAGCUCUUCUUUAUGAUGAAGGCUAUCACAACUUCCCAGCAGCGGAUCGAAGAUCGUAGGGAGCAGGAGAAUGCGACCGGUGUUGUGCACCUUAGCAUGUUUUCCAAAGAGAUUGCUUGGCAUCUAACGCGCGAAGGCUCCGAGCCUCUGGUAGAGUUCCAACUCAAGGAUGCUUCAUUCGAACGCACCGACAACAACGACGGGUCCAACUACAAUGUGAUGGAGAUCGGGCGUAUCAACGGCUUCAACCUUUUACCGGACGCCUUGUAUCCCGAAAUCAUCGCUCCUUUCAUCAAUGAUAGUCGAGGUGGCCGUCAGCUUGUUCCAGGCGUAAACAUGCUUCGGAUCCACUGGCUAAUGCUUGAGGCUAUCGCCGGUAUACCGGUCGUUGACUACUUCGAGAUCGACCUUGUGCCACUGAAGAUGCAAGUCGAGCGAGAAGUGGCUAAGAGACUGUUCGAGUACGUCUUCCCAGGUGCUGGAGGAAAUGCAUUCGAGGGCAACAAUGCCUCGCCGUUCAUGGUGAAGAACAUGCUCCCGCCGCAGGAGGAAGAGGAAGAUGAGGGUACUAAGAACGAGAAGGCCAGUGGUACAGCAGGAACUGAGACUCCACGCCUGAGCAAUCAGUCUCGUGAGGCGGAAAGUGCGCAUCCUCACGGCAAUGGUAACCUCAUUGGCUCUUUGGAGCACCGCUUACAGCCUACCCUUCACCUGAACAAGCAACGCAAGCCAAAAGCGGACGGCAAAGGCCUGGGUAUCUCGCAUGCUGGCUUGUCGCACGGCUUUGGGCUUUUCCACCAGAGCGAUCGACCUGGCGCUGCACCUCGAACAAACACAUCUCGGCAAGCUCUAGCAGCUGCCAACUCACCUCGCAUGUCACGAUCGCCAAGCGAGCGCUCGAUUGUGACAAUGGCUAGCAACGCUGGUGAAGGCAACGAAAAGUCCAGUAGCAGAAGGGCGCUGUUGCACCGCACACACAGCGUAGAGCGCAAGAAGAAGGACGAGCGAUCUGACGAUCUGACGCAGAUGAUGAACCGUGCAUCCAACUACAUGACCCUUUCGUUUGUCAAGAUACCGAGUAUGGUCCUCUGCUUGAGCUACAAGGGUUCAGGACGGCACAACAUUGAAGAUGUGCACGACCUUGUCUUCCGCAUGCCCACGCUGGAGUACCGCAACAAGACUUGGUCGAACCUCGACCUCGCCCUGCAGCUGAAGAAAGAUGUUAUAAGGGCAUUGAUCUCACACGCCGGAGCUAUCGUGACUAACAAAUUCAGCCAUCACAGACCAACUCGCCAGCAGCAGAGCAGGCUGCGCGAGCUGGCGAAUAUGAGUACGUUUGUUGCCUCAGCAGGCAACGGUGGCUCGUCAGGUACGUCCGAGACUAAUAGCUUGUUGGACUUGACUGGAGAUACUCCUGGUAGACCUUCGACCGCGAGUGCUAGACCGAGCACGCUCAACAGGACCAUAUCACAAGACUCCACCCCUGGUAGUUCUGCGAACGGAUCUGGAUUUGGUCAUGAUGAGCAGAAGAUGGCGGAAGCGCUGCAGUCCAACGGCGACCAUGAUGGGUCGUACGAGAGGCCGCGUAGCCAGCCUCGACUGCACAUGCCUGGCGACAGCGAGCCUUCAAUAUCCCGCACCAGGGCGGCCUCGUUUAGUCGCCACAUCUCGGGCUUCGGCGAACGAUUACGGCAGAGAGCCACACAGGACUCGACGACGACGUCGGGCGAAGAGAACGAAGAGACGAAUCGGAAGAGUGCAGCUCAAGCACUGUUCCGAGUCUUCAUUCAACCAGCGUUGCAUGUAUCCGCACCGAGGCCAGGCAUACUGCCUCACAACGCGAAUCACACGUCACGACAUACUUCCGUACCGCAUUACCAGCCCACACGAUCUUUCUCACACACCUCGAUCCGCUCCAGCAAGACACGAGAACCGGAGAAGCGCACACAGAAGUGGGACGAAGAGAUUACAGCAAAGAGGAUCCAGCUAGUCAAUCCAGAGACGAACCAGCUCCCUCGGAAUGAAGAGACGGGCGAGCUCAUCGAGAGCGUACAGACUCGUUACGAUGUUUUGCACAGCUACGACAAGAAGACGCAUCGGUUAAUACAAUUAAGUGUCGACGAACCGGACAAUCGCUACUUCAUACCAAUAUGCAAAAUCGUCAGCAAAAAACAAAUAUUCGAUGCAGACAAAAAGCGCAAAGUGCAAGUGAAAGAACGCCAGAAGGAGUCAGCUAAAGCGAGUAGCGUUAAAACACUAGAGCUGAAUUGGGCGAUCGACGGCAACGACCUGGCGCACAGGCUGGAAAAGGUGCAAGAUUUCUUGGGCGAGGGCCGGAGAGUGGAGAUCGUGCUUGCGGCGAAAAAGAGAGGCCGGAAAGCUACGAAGGUGGAGUGUGAAGGGGUUUUGGGGAAGAUACGGGAGACUUUGGGUGCUGUGCCAGGAGCCAAGGAGAUCAAGUCAUUGGAUGGGAAGUUGGGUGGCUUUGCGACGUUGAUAUUGCAGGGCUCGGCGUCGGCGGCAGCGGCACAGGCACAGCCAAGUAAGGAGGCUGGUGGAUGA
Recurvomyces mirabilis is the source of this 9579-nucleotide messenger RNA. RefSeq names its product Protein SABRE (gene FMP27). The record is from RefSeq and is a predicted model, not a curated record. Gene Ontology annotation, biological process: translational initiation. The coding region runs from base 1 to 9579 and encodes 3192 amino acids. The transcript is spliced from 3 exons. Lineage: Eukaryota; Fungi; Ascomycota; Dothideomycetes; Mycosphaerellales; Teratosphaeriaceae.